CCCCGCGGCCGCCUCCGCCGCCUGCCCGCAGCGCUGUCCCCCGCGGUUCCGCUCCCCUGGCAGCUGCGCCCGCGCCCGCGCCGCCGCCCGCGCCCUGGCCGAGCGGAGCGCAGCCGGGGAGCGCGGACGCCGUGGUCUUCGCCUUUCUCGCAGCUCGCCGGCGGCUGCCCGCGGCUCCGAAGGAGGCGGACGGUGAGCGGGCGCCCCGGGCGCCCUUUUCUUCUUUCGGUCGGAGUUGAAUCUCUGCUGCCCGAGUCCAGGUGCUGGACUUCCGGACCGACGCGGACGCCCCUCUCCCGCCCGCGGCCGCCUUGUCAUGCUGCCCAAAGUGGAGACGGAAGCGCUGGGACUGGCUCGGUCGCAUGGGGAACAGGGGCAGAUGCCGGAAAACAUGCAAGUGUCUCUAUUUAAAAUGGUGAAUUACUCCUACGAUGAAGACCUCGAGGAGCUGUGCCUGUGUGGAGAUAAAGUGUCUGGCUAUCACUAUGGACUGCUCACCUGUGAGAGCUGCAAGGGGUUUUUUAAGCGAACAGUCCAAAAUAAUAAAAGGUACACUUGUAUAGAAAACCAAAGCUGCCAGAUCGACAAAACACAGAGAAAGCGUUGUCCUUACUGUCGAUUUCAGAAAUGUCUGAGUGUUGGAAUGAAGCUGGAAGCUGUAAGAGCCGACCGCAUGCGGGGAGGAAGGAACAAGUUUGGGCCAAUGUACAAGCGAGACAGGGCCCUAAAACAACAGAAGAAAGCCCUCAUCCGCCUAACGGCUAACGGACUGAAGCUGGAAGCCAUGUCGCAGGUGAUCCAGGCCAUGCCCUCUGAGUUGAGCAUCUCCUCUGCGAUCCAGAACACGCACUCUGCCUCCAAAGGCCUACCUCUGAACCACGCUGCCUUGCCUCCCUCAGACUACGACAGAAGUCCCUUUGUCACCUCCCCCAUUAGCAUGACAAUGCCACCUCCUGGCAGCCUGCAAGGUUACCAAGCAUAUGGCCACUUUCCGAGCCGGGCUAUCAAGUCUGAGUACCCGGACCCCUACAGCAGCUCUCCCGAGUCCAUCCUAGGCUACUCCUACGUGGACAGCUACCAGACCGGCUCCCCGGCCAGCAUCCCGCAGCUCAUCCUGGAACUUCUGAAGUGCGAGCCGGAGGAGCCGCAGGUGCAGGCCAGGAUCAUGGCCUACUUGCAGCAGGAGCAGGCCAACCGGAGCAAGCACGAGAAGCUGAGCACAUUCGGGCUGAUGUGCAAGAUGGCGGACCAGACGCUCUUCUCCAUCGUGGAGUGGGCCAGGAGUAGUAUUUUCUUCAGAGAACUUAAGGUUGACGACCAAAUGAAGCUGCUUCAGAACUGUUGGAGUGAGCUCCUAAUCCUGGACCACAUUUACCGGCAGGUGGUGCACGGGAAGGAAGGAUCCAUCUACCUGGUUACUGGACAACAAGUGGACCACUCCAUAAUAACAGCACAAGCAGGUGCCACGCUCAACAACCUCAUGAGUCAUGCCCAGGAGUUGGUGGUAAAACUUCGCUCUCUCCAGUUUGAUCAACGGGAAUUUGUGUGUCUGAAAUUCUUGGUGCUCUUUAGUUUAGAUGUCAAAAAUCUUGAGAACUUCCAGCUGGUAGAAGGUGUUCAGGAACAAGUGAACGCUGCCCUCCUGGACUACACCAUGUGUAACUACCCGCAGCAGACAGAGAAGUUCGGGCAGCUCCUGCUGCGACUUCCGGAAAUCCGGGCCAUCAGCAUGCAAGCUGAAGAAUACCUCUACUACAAGCACCUGAACGGGGACGUGCCCUACAAUAACCUCCUCAUUGAGAUGCUGCAUGCGAAAAGAGCCUAGGCCACAGCACCCCAGCAGCUCUGCUUUCCAAACAGAAGGAGACGGGGAAGAAGGAGGGAAUUAAAAGAAAUAAAAUACUCUGAAGUGCUCCAAGCAACACAUUAAAGACUUGGUUGGAAGACAGUGACUUUCCAAAGGCAUAAUCAUCAGAUACUUAACGGCAAAUAAAUGAUGUAUCAGGGUAUUUGUAUUGCAAACUGUGAAUCAAAUGCUUCUCCUCCCCAAAGGAUUCCAUAUCAAAGACAUUGGAAGGAAAUGGACUGAGCUCACAGGUGGAUGCCAACACUGUCAGAAUAAAAAAUGGACAGAACAAUUCUUGUAUAUUUAAGCUGAUCUCCGCUAUGAAGAAAUUGAGGAACUGAUCUGCACCGUUAAUUAGGCUUGUACAGGGGGGAUCCUGAGCGUCCCGGAUUCCUCCAUGGUACGGCUGAACGGGACCCUCCGGAGAGCAUCAGCCGCACCUACAGCGGCUGCUCCCUCCACCUUCAAACGCCCCAGCACCUUCUGGCCCUGUGACCACCGAAUCUCUACCAGGGACCUGCGUUCUGCCACACCCAGUAGUGGCUCCACCAGACCGUGAAAAGCCUGGUUUUGAAUGUGUGUGUGUCCUAGACUCCAAACAGCCAGAGAGCGCAGUCUGUCAAUAUGUUGAGCUCGCCAUCUAAAUGGUCAUGUCAACAAGCAGGCAGUGUCUUGCUUCUGUCUUACUCUGAGCCCUCAUUCGUGUUAAGGAAAGUGACUGCAAACUUUUCCAGCAAAUGCUCCCCUAGCUAAAGCCAGUGAAACCUUAUUUCUGCUGCUGUUGCUGAAAUGUGGCUUUCGCAUUGUUGGAUUUCAUUUAAAAAAAAAAAAAAUCUGGCCAAACGGCUUGUUAGGAUGCAUCCGUCUUUCUAAUCAUCGAGGUUGGUAGUUCAUUUAAAAAUAAAGCGUUAAAUAUGUUUUCCUGGGAUGUCAAAACGGUCACAGUCCUAGGUAGUCAAAAACAAAACCGAAGCAUGUUGAGCUAUGCAAACAGGAAACAAAAGAUGAGCUGAUGGAUUCAUUGACUUACGAGUCAUUGCUGUUGCAAUUGAACAUCCCCGAAGCGUAGGGUGAUUGUUACCUAUGGCCUGGAAAGGAAUGAGACAAUGCAGUCUUCCUCAAAGAGCAAAGGCAGGCUGACCUCCCCAGAGCAAAGUCUGCUGUUGAACAAAUAUUGGAGGACACAGCAUUGCAAACAGACUCUCCAAAAACACUAGCAGUAUUAUUAAUUAACAUGCAAUGCCGCAGGUACAAAAGUCUUGCCUUAUUUCAAAAUUCUAAAAGGUAGCUGUGCAGAUGUGGAUCAACAGUUGUUUAAAAUAAAGUAUUAACACUUUAAAGUCAAAAAAAAAAAUACAUCACCCUUUUAUGAUGAAAACUCUCAGCAAAUUGGGUAUAGAAGGAACGUUCCUCAACAAAAUCAAGGGAAUUUAUGACAAACCCAUGGCCAGUGUCCUAUUGAAUGGGGAAAAGUUGAAAGCAUUCCCACUGAGAUCCAGUACCAGACAAGGAUGCCCACUCUCACCAUUACUAUUCAAUGUAGUCCUGGAAGUUUUAGCCAUGGCCAUUAGACAAGAAAAAGCAAUCAAAUAGAUACAAAUUG
Oryctolagus cuniculus (rabbit) is the source of this 3449-nucleotide messenger RNA. The record is from RefSeq and is a predicted model, not a curated record. NCBI's taxonomy places the organism in Eukaryota, Metazoa, Chordata, Mammalia, Lagomorpha, Leporidae.